Molecule: messenger RNA, 1570 nt
Organism: Corylus avellana
Lineage: Eukaryota; Viridiplantae; Streptophyta; Magnoliopsida; Fagales; Betulaceae
Product: membrane-associated kinase regulator
Source: RefSeq, a predicted model, not a curated record
AGAAAAAAAAAAAGUGUCUUUGGAAACCACCGAGAGAGGGAUCCUUUUGUAGCCUUUCGGUGCUUCAAUUCAACUGCUUUCAUUCCCUUUACUCAUCUUUUUGUUUUCUGAUGAUAACUUCCAACAAUGGAAUCAAUCUCAAUUGUCACUCUGCUUCGCUAUCCAUAAUCGAUCACACCCCUGAUUUCCCAGUAUAUAUAAAAGACGCCCAUGGCUCAGACAAAAAGAAAAGCUAAGCCUGCAAUUUCUGACUUUUCCCACCGUUUCCUUCCUUUUUGACUCCAAAUCUGUGACAUUCUUUGCAGCUUGUUUUUCAAACUUUUUUAGCGGCUGGUCUGAAACGAAACCCAACAUUUUAAACUGCUCCACUUCCUCAGAUAUAGAUUUGGUUGCUGUCUCAUAAGCCAUGGCCAUCGAUGUCUGCUCGGAGAUUUCCAGCGCAGGAAUCAGCCCCAGAAUCUCGUUUUCCCAUGAUCUGAACCAGACAGAUGUUUUGCCAAAUGAAGAUCAUCGCCGGCGCUCGGACCUGACCCUCUUGGAUUCCGGCUCCGACUUCGUUUUCUGCAUUGGCAGUAGCUUUGUGCAGGAGCUGUCUCCGGCUGACGAGCUUUUCUCCAACGGCAAGAUCCGCGCUAAAGAAAUCAAGCAAAAUGUCACAAACCCAGAUGAAGUUCGCGGAUCUGACCCUGUUUCUUCUUGUUCUUUGCCUUCUUGUACUGUAAAUACAGAAAAGAAGAGGCUAAAAGAGUUCUUGUCCGGCAGUUUUGACGUGGAAGAAAAGCCUCCAUCAAAAUCUUUCUGGCAGUUCAAGAGAAGUAGCAGCCUCAACUGUGAUAGCGCAAGAAGCCGAAGCUUAAUCCGCUCAUUACAAUUCUUGUCCAGAAGCAAUUCAACCGGUUCUGCUCCGAAUUCAAAACAAACAAAUCUUUCAAAGGAAACCCAGAAGCCGAAUUUGCAGAAACAACCGUCGGUGUCAAGUAGAAAGUCAUCGGCAUCAUGUCCGAGUACAUAUUAUUAUUCAUAUAGUUCGUCACAGAGGCCUUCGUUAAAGAAGAAUUCUGGAUCUUAUGGCAAUGGAGUUCGAAUUAGUCCAGUAUUGAACCUUGCACCGCCGUACAUUUCCAAAGUAACUGUAAGUUUUUUCGGAUUUGGUUCUCUCUUCUGUAAUGGUAAGGUUAAAAAGAAGAAGAAAUGAUGUUCAUGGCUUCUUUCAUGGUUCAUGUUCAAGUACUGAUGGAUUUAGCUGUCAUUCAAUCACUCUGUUUCAUGAACCAGCAUGUGAUCAGACUCUGUAAAUUCAAAGAAUUUUUUACUGAAAAUGAAAAUAGUCUUUAGAAAUUAAAUGGAGUGUCAUAAAUCACAAUUUUUUUUUUUUUUCACCUUCCUUUGGGAAGAGUGAAGACUACAGUGGGAGGAUUGGAUGGGCAGUAAUUUUCAUGCACAUCAACAUGUUAUGGGCUUGGGAGACAGAGAAACAAGGCUUCCUUCUUUUGUGGCUCUCCGAUCCUAUGCUUUUUCUCUCUUUUUAUCUUUUGAAUUCUUUGUCAAUAUUUAAUGUGAUUGUCUUUUG